AUGUCAGCAGACUUCUGGAACUCGUCACAACGUAAUAGAUGGCAACUUACCAGACAUUCUUUGUUGGAAUCAAGGCGAAAGCUUCUCUUGCUUGAGAAGAAGAUGAUUCAAAAUGGAUUUAUCAAGGAUUACCCAAAUGUCGAAUAUGAUGCUAAUACAAGAAUAUAUUUGCAUAACCUUCUAGUCAAAUUAGGCAGAAGGCUCAAUGUCAGGCAAAUAGCAUUAGCUACAGCAGAAGUAUACAUGAGCAGGUUCCUCAUCAAAGUGCUGUUGAAAGAAAUAAAUGUAUACUUGCUUGUGACUACGUGCCUAUACGCUGCUUGCAAAAUUGAAGAAUGUCCCCAACAUAUACGGCUUAUCACGUCAGAAGCAAGGAAUCUUUGGCCUGAAUACAUCCCGCAGGAUAUAACCAAGCUAGCCGAGUUUGAGUUCUACUUGAUCGAGGAGAUGGACCUGUACUUGAUUCUUCACCAUCCAUAUCGUUCAUUGCUACAGAUCAGAGACUAUUUGAGUGAAAGCUAUGCUGUCUACGGAUUUUCCUUGUCGGACGACGAAUUACAGAAUUCGUGGUCCCUCAUAAACGACAGCUACAUCACAGACCUACACCUCCUUCUACCGCCACAUAUAAUAGCCAUUGCUACCAUAUACAUAACUAUAGUGCUCAAGAAAAAUAUCAGCUCAUUGCGUCUUGGUGCAAACUCCAUGUCUAACGACACAGUUAGCAUGGACCCCCAAUCAAAACCCAACCCCAGCCCUAUCCAUGCCGAAGACCUUAUGGCCUUGGCCACCUCUGGUGCCACCAUGAAUGACAUCGCUAACCCAUCCGACUCCAACGGCUUCCACGAUAUAGAACUCGACGAAAAUACAAUCAAAAUCAACAAGUUCAUGUCCUUUUUAGAUCAUUCCCACAUCAAUUUGAACGAAGUCGUCGAAGCUAUACAAGAUAUCAUCAAUUUGUAUGCCAUUUGGAACCGGUACAACGAAAUUUCUGUUAAAAAGAUCCUACAAGACAUGCUAUUAAAUAGAUCUACAUAA
This is a messenger RNA of Debaryomyces fabryi, 1035 nucleotides long. It is a transcript of the gene SSN8, whose product is annotated as cyclin-dependent protein serine/threonine kinase regulator. The coding region runs from base 1 to 1035 and encodes 344 amino acids. The record is from RefSeq and is a predicted model, not a curated record. Gene Ontology annotation, molecular function: cyclin-dependent protein serine/threonine kinase regulator activity. Gene Ontology annotation, cellular component: mediator complex; nucleus. Gene Ontology annotation, biological process: positive regulation of transcription by RNA polymerase II. The transcript has 2 exons. Lineage: Eukaryota; Fungi; Ascomycota; Pichiomycetes; Serinales; Debaryomycetaceae.